UAUAUUGGCAUACUGGUUAUCGAAUGCCUCUACUCUUUUGCUUCUUCUUCAGUGAACUUUGAAACCAAGUGGGUCAGCAUCUGGAAUGGCCCCACAAAGUUGUCGAUUAUCAGCUACUCGUUUUGGGAGGGUGACUUCUAGUUUCCAUGGGACCCUUCAAGGAAUCGAACUUCCUUCAUUUGUGGAUGGUGAUUUGAGUAGUGGAGUUGAAGCUGGUUAUACCAAAGUGGAAGCCAAGUAUCCAACUUUUCUUUUUAAGCAACAGUUAACAACAUAUGUUGAAAAGAUAUAUGGAACAAUUCGAGAUAAUUUGAAAAAAGAAAUAUCCCUGUCACUCAGGAUGUGUAUUCAGGCACCGAGAAUUUCGAGAGCCAGCCUGGUGAAAGGAUCCUCGCAUACGGUUUCCAAUUCAGCUCAACAGACACUGAUUGCUCAUUGGCAAGGAAUUAUGAAGAGUCUUGGAAGUUUCUUGAAUGUUCUAAAAACAAAUAAUGUUAGUGUGAUUUUUGUUUGUUUUUUUUUUGUUUUUUUGUGUUUAUUUAUUUUUUCUAUUUCUAACCUUUUUGUGAAAUGCUUUUAGGUUCCACCGGUUUUGGUGCGUAAAGUUUUCUCACAAAUAUUCUCGUUUGUGAAUGUUUAGCUAUGUAACAGGUAUAUUAUUAUUUGUAUAGUGUAUUCUUUUUUGAUGUGAAUAUAAAAUAUGAUUAUGGGCGUUCGGUCUUUUUUUUAUUUUUUUUAUAAAAUGCAGUCUACUUUUGAGACGUGAGUGUUGUUCAUUUAGCAAUGGUGAGUAUGUGAAAGCAAUUUUGGCUGAACUAGACCACUGGUGUUUUAACGCAACUGAUGAGGUAAUUCUGGAGUGAUAUAUUCUUUCACUGGAAUGGAAUUAACGAUUCCAUUCCUUCCUCAAUUCCAUCAUGCCAAACACUAUUUUGUAUUUUUAUUUGCUAAACAAAAGGA
This is a messenger RNA of Lactuca sativa (garden lettuce), 960 nucleotides long. Lineage: Eukaryota; Viridiplantae; Streptophyta; Magnoliopsida; Asterales; Asteraceae. The record is from RefSeq and is a predicted model, not a curated record.